UGGAGGGUGCAUGGGAUAUGGAGGCCAGUCACGCUGAGGGCUGCAUGGUGGUGGAACAGCAAUUAUGGAAAACAGCCAAUGCAGCAGUAAGAGGAAUCAGCUUGGGCACUAGGAAGAUACAAGCAGAGGUGGCCUGAAAAGUGUUACCAAGCCUCCAAAGGCUUCUACGCAAUGAAGACGUGGGCAGGAUGGCCCAGGAGCUCGGUGAGAAGGAGCUGUUGAGGAUGGAGGUGGAGCAGCUGAGGAAGGAAGUGAAGAACCCAAGGACUCCAAUUUCCAAGACAGGAAAGGAGAUCAAAGAUUAUGUGGAGGCCCAAGCAGGAAACAACCCUCUUCUCAAAGGCAUCCCUGAGGACAAGAACCCCUUCAAGGAGAAAGGCACUUGUAUGAUAAGCUGAUGGCACCAGAGCCUGGCACCCUGAAUGUCUUCCCCUUAGUCCCACUCCUCACCAAGAACCAGUGUUCUGGGAAAUCCAGGGAACCAGUGAGUUUCCACUUUCUCUAGGGCACAGAAUAAUUAAAGCUACCUGGCUCAUGCAUUGUGAAUCCAUUCCCCAAGCCCGCUUUCAGCCCUUCUCCCCCAUUCCCUCCUCCACUUGCUGCGUCACUGCUGACUGCACUCGCUAACACUCUGAGGAAAGCUUCCCUGGCUCGGCCGCUGGGGCUGGGGCCUGAAGAGCCUGUAAAACCCUGAGUUCCCCGAGGGCAGCCCUUACUCCUCCGAACCCCUCCCGUUUUCCCCUCCACUUCCCUCCUAGGAACCAGCCUUCCCAUUCAGAGUAGUUGGGGUUGAGUUGGGGUGUCUUUUCUCUCCAUCUCACAUAGUCCUCCUCCUAGUCAUUUAGAUCACCCUAGAUGGCCUGAUGACAAGAAGAGUUUGUAAAGUCAUGCUGUCAUGAUUUAUUAAUAUGACUUGGGCACUGCUGUGUGCUGGGCCCUAGAAGAGUGAGCCAAACUAACAUGGAACUUAGCAGAGAAGACGGAACAAAAUUCUCACAAUCAAUGCAGUAAGCGCUGCUACAGGGAAAGGAAAAUCAAGGUGGUGUAGGAGCACCUUGCAGACUGGUGUCCACGGUACGGAACAAGGUCAUGGUGAAGCACUGCAGUGGUGGUGGGGGGCCGAGCUGGCAGAGGUAAGGCAUGAGGCCAGAGAGGGAGAUGGGGUCAGGCCUGAAAGGGGCUUGCUGUGAGCUCAGUUUAAAACUUUCUUCUUAACCCUCAUUGCAGUAGGAAGCCUAUGGAGGCAUUUAAGCACGGAGGGAGAGACUUUGAUUAGCAGAAGUAGGGUGGAUCCUGCUAAGGACUUGGGGUACAAUGAAGGAGGAGAUUGAUUCUGGGCCUUGUUAGCAAGGAGAUAACUGUUUAAAGGAACCACAGAAAGACACCUGUGAUAUGACACAUUAGUGGGCCUU
Messenger RNA from Manis pentadactyla (Chinese pangolin), 1412 nucleotides. It is a transcript of the gene GNGT2, whose product is annotated as G protein subunit gamma transducin 2. The coding region runs from base 189 to 398 and encodes 69 amino acids. Gene Ontology annotation, cellular component: heterotrimeric G-protein complex. Gene Ontology annotation, biological process: G protein-coupled receptor signaling pathway. The record is from RefSeq and is a predicted model, not a curated record. Lineage: Eukaryota; Metazoa; Chordata; Mammalia; Pholidota; Manidae. The transcript has 3 exons. Gene Ontology annotation, molecular function: G-protein beta-subunit binding.